GCUUCAGUAGUAAAAUUAAAUUUUAAAGGUACAGACGAGUUUAAAUUCAAUUUCGAUGCCGAUAUUCUGCUCCCCUUUCUGCGGGCAGCCAGUCAGCGAAUUGCUCCGUUUGCUGAACUGUGAAAGGGAGUCGGACACUGCUAAGAAAUGUAAGCGGCUCAGUCCACUUUGGAACUCGGAGGAGCGGCGAUGGAGUCAACGAAAUGGGAGCGUAUUAAAAACACUGGCCAGUAUAGUUAAUAAGCCGCUGCAACAAGUGAGCGGCUUUAUGUUUGAGUUAACUAUGAAAAAAUUUGGCGAGAUAAUUAAUCCGAAAUGCUCUCGCUGGACCCAUUGCCGGGUGCCGUUCGUCCGGCCAUAUACAUGUUUGCUCUACGAUGGCAUUUACGAUCGCCGGGGCAAUCUUCGGCCAACCUUUCAUCCGUAUAUUCAACAGUUAGUGGUUUCGAUAUUGGAUCAUUUUUUGAACUUGCCUUGCGAGGUAGAUAAGCCACCCAGUAAAAGACCAGAGUAUGAAAUGUUCAGCAGCAGAAAGGGUACAACGUGUAAGGACUUUUUGAAAAGCGGAAGGAACGGCAAUGCAGAUCUGGCGAAUUUGUUGGAAAAUCAGACGUUUAGUUUUGGUGAUGAUUCGCGUAAUAACAAUGUAAAUGGUACAUCGGGUAAAGAUGGUUUUAAUGAUACAGAUGCAGAUACAGACAGAGAUGGAAAUAAUAGUAAUGAAAAUAAUGGAUAUGAUGAGGAAAAUGAUAAGAAUAAGAAUAAGAAUAAAACUACAAAUGGCAAUGACAAUGGAAAUAGAAGAGGAAGUCGAGAUGGAAGUGAUGAUGGAAGUGACGAUGGAAGUGGACAUGGAAAUGGAAAACGAAAUAAGAAUAGAAAGAAGAACGCAGGUGAUGAUGACAAUGGCGGUGUAGGUAAAAACGCUAAAAACAAAGGCGGUAAAGCCAAAAAUCGCGAGAAUAAGAAAAGCAUCGCUGAAAUUUCAAAUUUGUACUCAAAUGUUGUGGAAAACAAUCAGCCGUUGAUAAAGAAAAAGCCUCCACCAAAGAAGAAGCCUUUCAGAGGAGCCGGUCGGAAAUACUUAGGCGUGAUGCUACCAGUGUUAAUGCAUGAACCAUUUGAUGAUUCAAAACCGUGGACUUGGAUCCGACGACAUCCCAUACAAGAACGGGUGCUUGAAGGAAUUCGAGUUGGACGUGCCAACAUACAUAAGUAUAAGCGUGCAUCUCUUGAGGCACAGCUGCUACUGGCUAGAAAAGGGCAAUCGGUGGGAAGUAUAUACGGGGUUAAAGAUCACCCAUCGAUCAUUUCUCUUGAUAUGUUUGGCAAGGCUGAAGUUCAAAAGAAAGGCACUCCAUUGCUUCAGCCAUUUAACUAUAAAAGACUUUUUGAAAAGCCUGAAGAAUCACCCACUGUAGCUUCCAAACCCACCUCAGCAAAAAAACCAGUCCGUGGUAAAUAACAUAAUACUUAUGUAAAAAUCUCACCAAAUAAUAUUUAUAUAACAAA
This is a messenger RNA of Drosophila navojoa, 1512 nucleotides long. RefSeq lists its product as uncharacterized. The record is from RefSeq and is a predicted model, not a curated record. Lineage: Eukaryota; Metazoa; Arthropoda; Insecta; Diptera; Drosophilidae.